Messenger RNA from Scedosporium apiospermum, 723 nucleotides. RefSeq lists its product as uncharacterized. NCBI's taxonomy places the organism in Eukaryota, Fungi, Ascomycota, Sordariomycetes, Microascales, Microascaceae. Gene Ontology annotation, cellular component: membrane. Gene Ontology annotation, biological process: transmembrane transport. The record is from RefSeq and is a predicted model, not a curated record. The transcript is spliced from 4 exons. Gene Ontology annotation, molecular function: transmembrane transporter activity. Bases 1 to 723 code for a protein of 240 amino acids.
AUGACGCGAAACAUUGACCCGGAGGCCGAACCGCUCCUCGAUCGUGAGCCGCAAAGGCCAGCAUCCGUGAAGGCUCAAUCGCGGGCUGCCAAGGUUAUUCACCAUGUCUCAACUUGGUCCACAGUCUAUCUCUGCGGCUUGUUCGCCUUUCUCAUCGACUACCCCACUUUCAUGGGCGAUGCCGCUAAGAUUCGAAUGCUGGAGCUGGGCCUGUGUCGAGACUACUACCGCCUAGCGGACGUGAGCGUGAUCGGGGGUGAUGGCAGCAUCCCCGAGGAGUUGUGCAAAGUGAAAGCCGUCCAGAGUUCUUUGGCGAGGUUACGCGGGUUCCUCCAGAUGCUUGAGUAUCUAAUAAGCAUUAUCCUAGCAGUGCCAUUCGGGAUUCUCGCAGAUAAAUGGGGGAGGAAGACUAUUUCUGCGGUUGGCAUUAUAGGAGCUAUCCUUGGCAAUGCUUGGUACUUUACGGCCCUAUACUUUUACAGGAUCUUUCCAACCACAGCGGUCUACGCAGCUCCGGUUUUUGUGCUCAUCGGCGCCGGCCCUGUGGUAAUACCAGCCAUGAUCUUGGCUAUCGUUGCACAUGUGACCCCUGAAGAGACAAGCCUUGUUGUGCUCUACUUCAUUCGCGACGAGGAACCAAAAUAUAUCGGCCAUUCCGACUCGGAAGAUUCUCCCAAACUUCACUUCAUGGUGGGAUAUCAGGAAAGACACAAGGCGCCUUAG